AUGGGAACCAAUUCGAAAGACAGUGAUAAAAAUAGUUUAAAAAUUAUCAAAAAUAAAUCUCUAAAAGAGUUACCAGAGAAGAAUAUAUUAAUUAAAUUAAUUAAAAAACAAAUUGAAUGGUUGCAAAAAUAUUCUACUGAUAUUAAUACAUUUUAUGUGGUUCCAUUGGUUAAACAUUCUACCAGACCUCCACUAAAAUCUUUAAUAAGAAGCUGCAACAAUGAAAAAGAAGAACAAAAUGAAUUAAAUGAUAAUUUAUCAAAAAGAGAUAACGAUUUCAAAGCAAAAAUAAAAGAAUUAACAUUAGAUUUAUCUCAAAGUACAGAAUUCUAUAUACCAGUACAAAAGCAACGCUGGAUGAGUGUUGGCGAAUUAUCAGUACUUCAUCGUAUUAGAAUUUUAUCUCAAAUGAUAGGAACUUUUACUACGCUAAAGGAUUUUCAAAUUGAUAUUAUUGAAAAGUACUAUGACAAAUUAGUUUCUAAAAAAGAUUCUAACAUUGCUACAUUGAUAAAAAACUUUUUAAAAGGGUUAUGGUCAUGCAUUUUGAUUCCAGAUAUUUUUAAAUUUGAUGUUAUUGAAUAUGAAUCAAUUGAUGAAGAAAUAAGAAAACAUUUUCCAAUAUCAUUAUUUAAAGAAAGAAAUAAGAAUGUCCUUAGAAACCAACCUAUACAUAUUAAUUAUAUUAAUCCAACAGAAUAUGUGAGAGAAUUGGAAGUUCAGAUAAAUUGCUUGCGUACAAUAACUCAUCUUAUUAUAAAACCAAUGAUUGAUCUAACUGAUCAAGCAUACUAUAUGUCAAAAGAAUCAAAAAAAAUUUUACAAUCACUUUUAACAUUAAAGAAAGUAUACAAUAAUUUACCCAAUAAAUACUAUUUUCUCGAAACACAUCCUUUACAUAAAGUUUAUGGUGAACUACUCAAUGAAUCACCUGAAAAUGAUGGCCUCAUAUUUAAAUAA
Messenger RNA from Strongyloides ratti, 960 nucleotides. RefSeq lists its product as hypothetical. Bases 1 to 960 code for a protein of 319 amino acids. The record is from RefSeq and is a predicted model, not a curated record. Lineage: Eukaryota; Metazoa; Nematoda; Chromadorea; Rhabditida; Strongyloididae. The transcript is spliced from 2 exons.